ACUGGUUGAUAUUAGGAGAAGUCACAGGUCAUACACAGUUAAACUGAAAAGAUGAGAUUCGUGGUAGGCUGGGUGAUCGUUAUGCAGGCUGUAAAGUUUGGAAGCGGAAACAAAUUUUCAAAUUUUCGUCAAACAGAAAUCUUUGAAGAAGUCUUAGAUGAUGGUCUGAAGACUACGGUUGAGGGUGUUUCUUUGAUGGCAUGUGUCAAAGAAUGUUAUGAAGACGCAGACUGUCGGCGUGUGAAGUUCUGCGAGGAAAACGUCAUGUCCGGUCAUUGCAAGUUAUACGAGGACGGAAAGGACUGCCCCCACGCGGCAAAUGGACUCGAGUGCACGUGUUUUCAGAAGAUGAGGCAAUGUGAGGACGAAGUAUGCACGUGUGCAAUUGGUUACUAUGGCAACAGUUGCGAAAAGGUCAUUAAAGACUGCAGUGAAGGCCAGCAUCACGGGCUUCUAGAUCUAAAGAAAAAACUCUCAUACAUCCAACCUGACGGUGCCGAAGAACCUUUUGAAGUGCUCUGCGAAUUUCGAUAUGGCGGCCUGACUACGAUCCAGUCUCGCGACUUGGCAGCAUCGUAUGUCGACUUCAACAGAUCCAUGGAGGACUUCGUACAUGGAUUUGGCCGUCCAAGGUAUAACUGCUGGCUUGGCCUCAAACGUAUCAGUCUUUUAUUCGCAAUGGGAGAGAUGAAAUGUAACAUCGUACUUGAUGGACCAUCCGGCUUUUGUCAGGUGUAUUAUGACCGUUGCCAUGUCGGCGGUGAGGAAGACGGCUAUAGAAUAACCAUCGGAGAAUACUCGACUGCCGUCAGUCCAAGAUGCGGGGACUCCUUGGUCGCCGUGGACAACAUCAACAACGCUACAUUCUCCACCUACAAUUACGACAACGACAACAACUGCGCAUCCAAGAUGGCGGCUGGGUGGUGGUACGCGCCAACGAGCAACUGCACCAAGGGAAACCUGAACGCCCCGCUUGUAGCCACGCCCUUAGUUGGCUUGAGGCUGAAGUGGGUUUAUGAUAAGGGUAAUGAUAUCAUCGCUUCUUCUUUGUUCAGAAUAACUGGUGUCUAACAAGUGAUUGAAAUGUUGAGCGGCGUGAUUGAAGAAAUAAGCCUCAUUUUGUUUGUAAUUAUUCGUUAUGAGAAAUCUCCUUAAUCGUGUCUAAGGAAAAGUGGGUGAUGCAGCACUUUACGGAAGUCAGGGGCAUGGGUGGCCCAGUCGUCUAAGGCGCCGCGAUUCGCUGUGCAGAGUUGCGUCCCGUGGACACGCCAGAAACAUGAUUGUUGGUUCGAAUUCCGGUUCGCCCCGAUUAUGUUUCUAGG
Messenger RNA from Haliotis rufescens (red abalone), 1322 nucleotides. RefSeq names its product angiopoietin-related protein 4-like. The transcript has 3 exons. NCBI's taxonomy places the organism in Eukaryota, Metazoa, Mollusca, Gastropoda, Lepetellida, Haliotidae. Bases 52 to 1071 code for a protein of 339 amino acids. The record is from RefSeq and is a predicted model, not a curated record.